CGCAAUUUGCAUUACGAAUUAGUCGUGGGAUCAGAACAACAGAUCAGUCAAGCUUGAAAAAGUUUAAGAGCAAAGUCUUAUGAAUUAUGGUUGACAUCCAGUCCUUGAGUUCUCACUUCAUCAGCUUUCUCAUAGUAUGCAGCAUCAAAUCGGCUACAGGAGGGCUUGUGAGGGGACCGUGGGGAGCAUGGGGGUCUUGUUCAUCAGAUUGUAAUGGCAAACAAACACGAAUAAGGCCCUGUGAUGCAGACGAACAAGAAACCUGUGAAGGACAGACAAGGCAAACGAGAUCAUGUAGCAAAGAGAAUUGUCUAACAACACCAAUAAUAAUCUGCAUCGUCCUUGGGGCAUUGAUUCUACUGGCUUUAGUACUACUUGUCCUUGUCAUAAGACGAAAACUUAAAACGAGAAACAACGAAAAAAACCAAUUCGACAUCAAUGCAGCAGAAGAAUACUAUGAUCGAUCUCUGAGAGGAAGUACUUCACGAAGUUAUUUUGGAGAUUACCCUAGCACCUCACGGAGUUUUCAUGGAGAUUUCUCGUCGACUUACGMGUCGUCCAUAGCGAGUUCUCGUGCUACUAUUCCAACUAUAGCUCCAUACCUACCAGACCUAAAAGAAGAAUCGGACUUAAAAGUUAACGUAGAUGACACUAGCUCUCUUGGAAGCAUGCAAUUCGCCACUUUGGAUUUCGAAGUCAAUGACGAUUUUUAAACACACAGAUUAUAAAAAAAACAAUGGACACACACAAAGAAAACAAUGGCAAUCCCAGAAUAGGUAAAAAACAUGGAGACAGAUAGCUGUUAAUAAUUUCAUUCUUGAACCCCUUGUUGUCAACACGGCACAAUUUUACAAGCAUCAGCAGCUUUGUCAGUCAUGCAUGUUGGGAGUCAGCUUUUAUCCAGCAAUUUUUCGAAAAACGCACCAAAGAUUUAUCUGCCCAAGGUUUGUGUUGAUAUGCGACCACGAAGAUAUAUUACUUGCCUAAUAAAACUUAACCUCCGGCUUGAUAUAUUUUACGCCUUUUUCGUGUUCUCCCAAAAUCCCGCGUAGUUUAUUCCACCAGCAACGCACGAAAAUGUGCUGUUUAUUGCUGAAAUAUAUAUUCAUAAAAGCUGUCAAGAAACCAAUCCAAUGCCCAAUAAAGAUGUAAUUUUCUUGAA
Exaiptasia diaphana is the source of this 1162-nucleotide messenger RNA. RefSeq lists its product as uncharacterized. The transcript has 4 exons. Bases 87 to 713 code for a protein of 208 amino acids. NCBI's taxonomy places the organism in Eukaryota, Metazoa, Cnidaria, Anthozoa, Actiniaria, Aiptasiidae. The record is from RefSeq and is a predicted model, not a curated record.